AUGGAUUGGACUGCUGCGCGCGCUUGGUCGGUGGCCUCGCUGGUUCGUGUCCUUGUCGUCUCCGCCCUCCUCCUCUUCUCUUCCGCUUCCGUUGCCGGGAAGAGUGCGGUGUUCCAUGUGAGGCGCCGCUUCACGGGGAGGGAGGGCGGGCUCGGGGAGCUUAGGGCCCACGACAGCCGCCGACACGGCCGGAUUCUCGCCGCCGUUGACCUCCCUCUCGGCGGCCUCGGGCUGCCUUCCAGUGCCGGGUGAGAAGCCGCCGGAGGACUGUUCCAUUGCUCCGUGGUCCUCGCCGCCUCCUGAUCCUUUUGUUUUUCCUCGAGGACUAGUUUUUCGCGACGGUGUGAUCGCUGGUACCGUUCUUGGUUUCCGAAAGUCUGGAUUGACAACGGUUUCUACUGUGCCUCGUUUCAGGCUAUAUUUUGCUCAAAUUGGGAUCGGAACGCCGUCGAAGGACUACUACGUCCAGGUCGACACCGGUAGUGAUCUUAUGUGGGUGAAUUGCGUCCAGUGCAAGCGCUGCCCGAAGCGCAGUGAUCUAGGUGUAUGUAUCGUCUCUCUGUUACCUUGUAGAGUCGUCACCUUCUUGUAGGGGAGGUAAAAUUGAUUCGCUAGGGUUUUAACGUCUUUUGCAGAUCGAUCUCACGCUCUAUGACCCUAAUAGCUCAAGUACGUCGAGCUUGGUGACCUGUGACAAAGAAUUUUGCGCUGCAACGUAUGGGAAUGACAUACAAGGAUGCACUCCAGGGGUGCUAUGUGAUUACAGCGUGACAUAUGGUGACGGGAGCGCGACCAGCGGUUACUUCGUGACGGAUCAUCUACAUUACAGCCAAGUCACCGGAAACAACCAGACGAGACAAAACAACGCAAACAUCACAUUCGGGAAAGUUCUACUUCUCACAUCUGGUUUUAUUCAUUUUUUUAAUUUCCUGGCGUGCAACUGAGAAGAAGACAGACGGAAAUAAACAUUUUAAAGGAAAAUGUGGUACUUUAGUAGCAUUUUAUUUUGACGUUAAAAUCCAACCUCGGAUUGUAGACGCCUUUCUUCUCAUUGCGGGUGUUGCAGGUGACGACUUCAGGGUGAAUAUUUAGUGGCGAAGUCAUGUUCAGAAUUUGCGGUGUCAUUAAUGUGUGAUUUUGUUUUUGGUCUCUUCAAUAGUUGGAUUCUAUGUAGCGACAAUUCCAUUGGGCCCAGUUAGGAGGAUCAAAUGCUUGACAAUGGAAUAAAAAACAUGAACAGGAUGGAGAUUGUAAUGAACCUGAAGUUAGUGGAAUGUGCUCCCCAUUAGUGGUUCUUGAAUUUAAGAGUAGUUGUCGUGUUCCGUUUAAUAGAAUCAACUAUAAACGAAUUAGGAGAGGCUAGGCCGAAGCUUCUGUGCUUAGCAAUUGAUACACGGUGCCACUUUCUAUUACAUUUUAAACCAUCUCAUGAGUUGGGCGAUACACCAAACUAGUGUCUCCUGAACUGAAGAGAAACUAUCAUGCUUCUUCUAACAGAAUAAAUUAUCAUAGGUGUAAGCACGAAGAUCCUGAUUACCAGUGAUAUGUUUCUCAUAUUUUAAAGAAAAUUUUGGUGACUAGUAGUGUCAUGUGCAUCGCAGAAAAUCUUUCAUCCCUAACGCCCAGAUGCUAUUUAAUCUGGUUGAAAUUUUUUGCUGGUUAGGACAUUACAAAAAAUGUGAGCUUACCUUAAUUUGCUGAUUGAGAUGUCUUUAAUGCCAGGGCUACUAUGUUUUAUAUACAACGCCAACCCUAAAUAGUAGCUUUUAAUUAUUUCUAGGUUUCAGUAAGCUCAUAAUAUUUGAUGUAAUAAUAUGGUAUAUGUUUUAUCACUUUCAUGCUCCUAGCCAUUCCUCGGAAAUUUCCUCCAUUCUUUUUCGUCUCUACACCAGAAAUUAUGUUUUGAUGGAUAUCAGACUCUGUUUUUGUGUAGAUAAAGAUCAUAUUUUCACGCACCAGACGUAUAAUUCUAAUGCUCUCCAAUUGUAAUGAUAAAAGUAAUUCCAUAUACGCUAUUAUUCUGACUUCUUACUUUCAACUGCAUGUCUUUGCCUGAGAUUCCGGUUUACCUUUUUUUUUCCAUAUAAUAAAAAGUAUACUAUAUUUGGAAAGUAUGCCAAAUCGUUUUUUUGCCAAUUUCUCUAGCAUCGUGAAUUGAUUUUAAAGGUUCAGGAUCAAAUGGUUAUUAUAUCUUUUUGAGGUUUGAUAUAUUCCCAAGUAUCUGUUUCUUUAUGCAUUCUCUUGCGAUUUUCUCUGAUAUGUAUGCAAUUGUAUAAAGCGACGAAAAUUCUGCUUUUCCCGUUAUACCUAGAUUAUAACUAGAAUUCAUAUGUCAUCCCCUUAUGCAGGUGUGGCGCACAGCAAUCUGGUGACUUGGGUUCAUCUAGUUCAGCUGUUGAUGGAAUAUUAGGCUUCGGACAGUCAAAUUCCUCUAUGAUUUCACAGUUAGCCUCUUCGGGGAAAGUGAGAAAAAUAUUUGCUCAUUGCUUGGAUACUGUGAAUGGAGGUGGAAUUUUUACUAUUGGUCAUGUAGUCCAACCAAAAGUGAACACAACUCCUUUGGUACCACAGCAGUAUGUUCCUGUGUUCUUGAGAUGUUUCUUUUUACCUUUUUAAUCCUUCGAGGGAUAAUUUCCUUCUUACUAUAAUAAGAUUUAUUUGACGUGUAUCUCUUUUUCUUAUAAUUUAGUUGCCAUAUUUAGAGUACACAUUCACUGUUGUCACACUUGAGUAUGCAAUCAAGUUUCUGUAGCUUGGUCGCCUUAUGCCAUGCUUAAUGGCAGAUUAUCCUAGCCAUGCCCCGUGGAGAAAACGAUCUUCCACAAAGGGUGGCUGGAUGGCAAGAGCCCUCACCAGGGAGAUGGAUUCCUGUGGCUGGACUUAUAGAUUCUAUGUUAGCCAUAAUAAUUUUAUAAUGCUUUUGGGGAGCUGGAACAUAAAGAACGUCGUGCAAAGUUAUAGAUUGUGAGGUUGGAAAUGACUGUUUAACAAGUACUAAAAAUGGUAGAAUAAUGGAUCCGUGUGUACCACCAAUAAAGGAUGUAGCGUCACCUGUUGGCAGCUUAAUAUCCAUUGGUUGCCAUAGUUUGUGGCCUUGAGUUCAAGAAGUUAAAACAAAGGAGGGAGAGGCAGAUAUGUUGAGAAAUGAUCCUUGACGAAAGAGUUGGCGUAAUCUCCUUCCCCCCUUGUAGCUUGUGAAAGAGAUUAUGUAAUUUUGAUUUUCAGAUGGUAGGGAGAGUAAAGUUCUAUUUCUCAUUGGCGUAUGCUAUCACUAUAAAGGCCGUCCUGGAGAUUGGUAUCUGAAUAUGGAUACAAGUUCAUCCAUUUUGUGAUCCUCAGUUGAUCGCUAUCUUAGUUGCAUGCACAUAGAGAUCUAGCCAGGGGUCUCAAUGCUUUGUUAUGAUAAGCUAGGACUUGUCUGGACUGGUCUUACCAACCCUUAUCGUCUUCUUUUCAACAACUCAUGCGGAUGGAGACCAGGCUGGUUGAUUUUGUAUUCUAGAGAUCGCAUGUAGGGAGACGCUAAGCAGCAUGAAAGGCGACAUCCAGUGGACUGCUUGGUGGGCUGGUUCACUCAUGCUUUUGGAAGAUUAGAAGGCCUUCUGUCAUCUGACUUACUAAGGCAUUUGGUUGAGGGAACCACAAUAAACAAACAAUGGAACAUUUUUUUUCGUUACAAUAGGUUUAUCAUCCUCUCUCAAUCGACCUCUGAUGUGAGCUGUGGCGGUCAAUUCUGGUGAAUGUUUACCUUUUCUUAAGAACAGUUCCCUUUACGGGGGUUUAAGCACAGGAAAAUCAUCCUCAGAAAUCUAACAGGAAGCUAUUGUUAGGUAAGGUCAGAGUUGCUGUGUUGGGAACAUAUUUUUCUUUUAUUAAAAAACCCUUUGACUACAGAAGAAAGUGCUACUAUUUUUUUGUUGUGAAUGCUGAAAAGAUUCUUGGCUUUAUGUUCAUCUAUAGAACGUGGUGCUUAUUAUCUCCUGCCACAGUUUUCUCCAUCUUCAGCCAAAGCCGGGAGACCAAAUCAAAAUAAAAGUGUACUCUGUCUUGUUGUGGUUCCUUUUUCCUGUCCUAACUGGUCAUAUUCAUCAUCAGAAUAAUGGGACUCUACUCUCUACUUACGAUUCUGAAAUUUAGUUAUCUUUAUCUUCUUUGUCACGUGGUUUUGGAGUACAUACGUUUGUAUGUAUCGCUUUAAUAUUACAUCCGACCAGGUUUAUCUGAAAUAUACAACUUUUUCGUUGAGAUUGAGAUGCCAAUAAUUGAGGCCUCUGGAUGACAAAUAGGAUAGUGAAGUUAGACACAGCCUAAAAGACACUACUUAAGAUCAUGAACUCUGAACUCCAAAGCUUUGUUCCAGUGACUGCAUCAGAUGUCCACUGGCGAAAAUUGUGGUCAGAAGGAGAGAUUCAAUUGUUUUGUUGCUUCUUCCAGAAGUGAAACGUGUGAAUUAUCAUCAGGUUAUUCCUCUUUAGGUGUCUGUAUCAUGGGACUAGGAGCUUCCAACAUUUCUUUUGCUAAAAUGUGUCUUGAUUGAUAUUCUAGAUUCUUUAUCUCAUUGAUAAUCCCAAUGCGCUUAUUAAUAUUUUAAAUAUAUUCUUUCUCGUGGGUGAGAGGGAAAUAGGCCGAUUGUUUCUCAUUGAUUUGCAGCUGCUGUCCGUCUAAGGGAUGUGAAAAAUAUACGACUAGGGAUUCCUCCUUGCACAUUCUCUCUUAUCUGAAUUUUCUUAAAAAACUGGAUCGAUUUUCUUAUUUUUGUUCAGCCUCGUUUUGGUCUUCUUCUUGGUCUAUGCAGUUGAUGGCACUAGAAAACUGCCAACUGAAGCUGAAGGUUGGAGGUGUCAAAUGGGAUUUGGGGGCUGGGGCAGUUGGGUGCUCUUCCUCAAUACCAGACAGGUACCCUUGGGGAUGAAUUGGGAAUGGACAAUUGCAUUCAGAGUUCUCUGAUUCAAGUCAGAAUCAGCUGACCAUGAAUCACAAAUAACUUGGUCCAUUGUACCUUUCUUAAAGCUGGUCUGGCCUUGAAGGAUAAUUAGAUCAAGCUAGGAAAAAUAGGCUUAAACCAAGAGCCAGGCUGAUAUUUUUGGUUUUUUCUUUCUCUCAAGUAGCAGGUCAGUGAGGAUAAUCAUAUGGUACUGUGGAACUCCAAUUUGAAGCAUGGAACAUGACAAGUCCUUUUGGAUUCUGGCUUUAGUUGUAUCUCAGUUUCUCUUUUGGGAAAUGAGGAGAGUUCGGGGGAGCCUAAUGAUCAAAAUCUUAAAUGUCCGAGUCUUUUUUUGAAGAUUUCUUUCUGCUGCUCCAACUACAAUAUGGGACUCAGCUUGUUUCUAUUUAACUUCUUCAAUGAUAUGUACGUGGAAGGCUUUGUUCAUUAAUGACAUGUAUUUAUAAAUUUUGUAGGCCACACUAUAAUGUCAAUAUGAAGGCUAUUGAGGUUGACGGGAAAUUUCUUCAACUUCCUUCCGAUAUAUUUGAUAUUGGGGAGAGGAAAGGAACAGUUAUCGACAGUGGUACAACCCUGGCUUAUCUUCCUGAGGUUGCUUAUAAACCAUUAAUGGCAGCAGUAAGAUAUUUCAUGCGCUAAUUCAUCGUUUAGUUUGCAGAAUAUAUUUUCUUUGCUGAAUAAUACACUUGCUGUUGAAUAUUUGAAAAGAUCGAUCGCAUCCUCUUUCUUAUUCGUGGCUCUCUGUGCAGAUAACGUCAUUCCAGCCAAAUUUGACAAUUGAAACGAUACAGGACUUUUUAUGCUUUCGUUAUGCUGAAGAGUAAUUGUUUUCCAUGACCACCUUUCUUUUUCUAUAUAGAUUCUCAAUUGUUGAUGCACGAUGAACUCCUUCUGUGAGGAUUUGCCUGGGAAAUGCGCUUGAUAUGUUUUGAACUUGUUUGGAUUUUUUCUUUUUUAUCUUGUAGGAGUAUUUUAACCAGAUCAGUGUUUAGAUAGGAGUUGUGAGACAAGCUUCUUGGGACAUACCCAUAUUGCGUGCUGAACUAUCAAGUAGUUAGAAAUAUUGCAUAUGUGAAGUUGUUCAAUAUCUAUACUUGAAUAUAGUUCAUGCUGUGUAGAGGUCAAUUGUAUUAAAACACUUGGACAUAUUUAUGGCAUUCUACCUUCUACUUGCUUGCAAACCUGCCACUGCGGUUCAUGAUAUGUGAUACUGAUUUAUAUUAACAAUCCUGGAUUUUAAUAUAUAAAAAAAUUGAACCAUUCAAUUUUCGAACUGGUAAAGUUUUGUUCCUGAUUGGCGUUAAAUAUAAAAAAUGUGAAAUAGUUCUAGAAAACUAGCGACGUUUUUAUAGAUCCUUUUAGCUUGAAUUGAAGCACGUGGUACCAGUUAGAGAUUCCACUUUUUAUUAGCAAGAGCCGUUUAGGUAUCUAAUUUUAUAACAUAAAAAAAUUGGUCUUUGUACGUGGCGGCCUCUUUCAAGCAGGACGAUAUUAUUUGACUAGAUAUCAAACAGGAAACUUUGAACUCCAUUUGAGCAGUAGAAACCUGACUUUCGUGUUCUCACUAAUUCCCUCGAAGGGCCUUAAAUGGUGUAUAUGAAGGCGAAAUUCACUAUGACAUGGGGGAUCUCAUAUCAGCUGUGUAGCACGUACAAAUGGCAGCACAAUAGCACGUCAAAUGCUUAUGUAUACUUGUACCUAUCAAUCUUUCAUCCCUUCAGAAAAUAAAAGUACGUUAUCCAGCACUUGACGCAAUAGUUCAAGAUGAAAUGAUUCGGUCAGACAUCGGAAGACAUUGCACGGCUGUACGAGGAAUUUAUCCAUGCAUUUUGAACAUGAAAUCACGAUUGUGCUGAUUUUCUGUAUCUUGUUUUUUCUAAAGGAAGCUUAAUGCUUGGGAAUUUUGCCGAGUCUCCAUUGACAGAGAUAUUAAAAUUAUGGAUCUCCAAGAUAGAAGAAUGACAGACUAUCCGAACAUGAAAGCUAUUGAUUUUUUCGUCUCGUAUUAAUUGUCCGGUUUCUUGAGCAUCUGAACAUUAUUUGUUGGCCAGACGCGUCUUUUAUUGAUUUUUGUCAUUUUUUAAUGUUGCUUGUGCAAAGUAUAUUGAUUUAUACCACAUUUAUGACAUAACUGUUCACACUAUUGCAGUGUGGAUUAUGGGUUUCCAAUUGUAACCCUGCAUUUUGAGAAUUCACUCUUACUGAGAGUUUAUCCCCACGAGUAUCUAUUUUCAUAUAGGGUAAGUACUCGGCAAGAGCUUUCACUAUGCUUUCUGAAUUAAUUUAUGCUGCUCUUCUGUAUAUUGGUUGGUAUCUUAUAAUUCCACAGAUUCUCCACUUUACACAGGUAGAGCGCUAUCAUUCUCCAUCCCUCUUUUUUUUUUUUUUUUUUUCAUAUUUACUUAUGUUCUAGCGUCGUAUGUUUAUUUAUUAGCUGCCUCUUUUUUCUUCUUUCGUUUUUUGUUCUCCCAAAUCCAUUCUUUUCGGUUUUAUUAUUAUUUUCUCAUUUUUCUGUCCUGAUGAAUUCGACUCGAUAACCCCCUCCCCCCUAUUCAUGUCCCCAUCAUAUUCAUAACUGUUAUAUUACUUUAAUGGCUCCUUCCUUGGGUGGAUCCAGACCUAGCGCCCUCGUUUUCCUUUACGUUGUUCUCUGGGUUCUUGUCAGGAUGGUAUCUGGUGCUAUGGUUGGCAAAACGGUGCAGUGCAGUCAAAGGAGGGGAAAGAGAUGUUCCUUCUGGGAGGCACGUUUAUCUUUAUUAUUUCUCUUCUUAAUUUAAUUAUAAAUUACUCGGCCGCGGGAAAAAAUAGCCUCUCUAUAUUAUAGAAAAAAACAAAAAAAUAAAAUAGAAAUGCCCGUGAGAAGUGGCUUGGAACCAAGUCAACGCCGGUUUGAAGGCCCUUCCCCCCUGUUUGCAAAGACCUAGCUGACUCUGAAGGUCCUUAAUCUGGACUCCCAAUUUUCGGGGGACAAUUCGUGGAUAGUUUAUUUUAUUGUGAAUAAUUCUUGGAUCUCUGUUGAUGCCUUCCUCUGAUGCACCACCACACCGACUGCAGACUUGGUUCUAUCAAAUAAGCUGGUCCUCUAUGACUUGGAGAAACAGGAGAUCGGCUGGACCGAGUACAAUUGUAAGCAGUUUCUUUUUUUAAUUUCUUUUUAUUUUUUUAUUUCCUCUUUUUUAUAUUUUAUAAAUAAAAUAAUAGAGCACUUAACGGGAAAAGUCUGUGCCUCCCGGCAUUUAUUUUCCCCGUGGGUAGCGAUCAUUUGUCGCUCUUUAUUUGGAAAAUGGGAAAACCAGGAAAUUUUAAAGGAAAAUCUCUGCCCAUGAACAGACAAUUAAGGAUAAAUUAGUCUGAUGAUGAUCCGCGGCUGCCUGCAGGUUCUUCGAGCAUCAGAGUGCAGGACGAUCGAACAGGAGAGGUCUUCACAGUCAACGCUCACAACAUCUCGUCGGGGCUCGCGCUGGUCACGGAGAGGUUCGUCCUGCUGCUGCUCCUCGCGAUGUCCACCUUGCUGACCACCUUCUUGAUCGUCUGA
Messenger RNA from Spirodela intermedia, 8480 nucleotides. Lineage: Eukaryota; Viridiplantae; Streptophyta; Magnoliopsida; Alismatales; Araceae. The record is from the annotation of a GenBank genome assembly.